Molecule: messenger RNA, 2646 nt
Organism: Dendrobium catenatum
Lineage: Eukaryota; Viridiplantae; Streptophyta; Magnoliopsida; Asparagales; Orchidaceae
Exons: 5
Coding region: 1-2646 (881 amino acids)
Source: RefSeq, a predicted model, not a curated record
AUGUUUAUUAAAGCUGAUAUUCGUUAUGAAUACGUAUGGGCAACUUAUCAUGGAGCAGAGGCUAUUGUGAAGAAAUCUUGGAAUAAAUUUGCUGGAUUGAAUCCGGCUGAUUCUCUCAAUGUUAAGUUCAGAAGAACUCUUAGAUCUAUUUUUUACUGGAGCAAGGCCAAAUUCAAGAACCUUACGAUUCUUCGAGACAAAUUGAAAGAAGAAAUACAAGAAUUGCAAUUGGAAGAAGGCGAAAUGGGGAUUUUUGUGGAAAAGCUUCAGGUUUUAAGAUUCAAAAUUAAUGAACUCAAUGAAACUCUUGCUAGACUCAAUACUUGGUGGAGGCAAAGAGCUAAAGCAAGGUGGAUGGAAGAAGGAGAUUGCAAUUCGCGUUUCUUUCAUGCUUUUGCUAAUGCUAGGAAAAACAACAACUGGAUUAGUCACAUUAAAACCAAGGAAGGGAAAAUCACGGAGGAUGCUAAUGAAAUUCAGAAAGUUUUUUCUGAUUUUUUCCUGCUUAAAUGGAAGCAUAGGAAUUGUUUAAUUGAAGGAUGGCCGAAUCCUGGAGCUGUAAUCAAUGAGAAUGAUCAAGCUGUUUUGGAUGUUGAAUUCACGAGGGAGGAGCUUCAUGCUAUCAUUCAAAAUUCUGGUUGUAAUAUUGCACCUGGAGUGGACGGGGUUACUUUUUCAUUCCUGAAAAAUUUCUGGAAUCUGAUUUCUGAAGAUAUUUGGUUAGCAGUGAAUCACUUUAUGGUUUCUGGAGAGAUGCCAAUAUCGUGGAAGGAAACCAUUAUAGUAUUGAUUCCGAAAAUUCAAAAUCCCCAAGAGGUAACAAAUUAUCGGCCUAUUAACUUAUGUUUGACCAUUUAUAAAAUUAUUGCAAAGAUGCUCUUGAGUAGAUUGGAAUUGGUUAUUCAUAAAUUAAUCUCGAUGGAUCAAGAUGCUUUUAUCAAAGGACGCUCCUUGUCAGAUCAUGUUCUUUUAGCUCAGGAAAUAUUCAAUAAAUUUUGGUAUUCUAAAGCUAGGAAAGGUCUAUUGGCAAUAAAGCUUGACAUGGAACAAGCUUAUGAUAGCAUGGGGUGGGAUGCUUUAAGGCAAGUGCUUUCUCAUUUUAACUUUCCUACUAAGUUUAAGGAACUCAUUUUACAGUGUAUCUUAAAUCCCAAGUAUUGCAUUUCGAUUAAUGGAAAGAAAUCAUAUUGGAUUUAUGGAAAAACUGGAUUUAGGCAAGGUUGCCCUUUAUCCCCAUAUUUGUUUAUUCUUUGCUCCCAAAUCCUUUCUGAUGCUCUUAAUGGUAGGAAAGGUGAUAUAGGGAUUUCUAUUUCUCCCAAGGCUCCUAGAGUAUCCCAUUUGCUUUAUGCGGAUGAUAUUUUGAUUUUCUCUGAAUGCAUUUUGAAUGAAUUUGAUAAAAUGUGUAGAAGCUUUUUGUGGAAGAAGAACAAUGGCAAUACAGGUAUUCACUAUACCUCUUGGAAAACGUUAUGCAAAACCAAGGAAGAAGGAGGUAGAGGACUAUUCUCUGCUGUGUCUAGGAUUGAUCCUUUACGGGCCAAACUAGCAUGGAACUUCUGUACAAAGCCUUCUACCAUGCUGAAUCAAAUUUUAAGAGCGAAAUAUGGUGACGACGUCUGCUGGAUUAUGGAUAGAAGCUUAGCAAGAUGGCCAACAUUUGUAAACUGUUCUGAGAACAGUGAAUUAAAACUGAGUUAUUUCAUUGCUAAUUGGAAGUGGAAUUCUGAUCUGAUUCAAAAUACAUUUGGGGAACAUCUGAGGGAUCUUAUUCUUCAAGUUCCAAUUCAAGACGGAAAAGGAUUUGAUAGCAUUGAGCUUAAUUCUAAAUUCUUAGGAAAAUCAAUUGCUGCUCUGGUUUUUCAUUCAGCUUCACAUAAAAAUGAUGAUGGUUCGAUAUGGAGCUGGAUGAAGAAAUUGAAGUUGAGACCGAAGAUUGAGCUGUUCAGGUGUAGGCUGUACAAUGACGGCUUACCUUCUAAUGAUUUUCUAGUGAGAAGGAAAUUGAGCAAUUUCUCAGGUUGCCCGAGGGGAUGUAUGGAUGAUGAGAAUGAAUGGCAUAUAGCAGAAAACUGGGAUACUAACCAGCGUGAGCUGUUUUGCUCUUGGUAUCCUCCUCCAACCGGUUGGAUUAAACUAAAUGUAGAUGCUUCUAUCUUAUCAAACAAUGUGGCUGGAUUUGGAGGUGUAAUAAGAGAUGAGAAAGGUAGAUUCCUUCUAGCUUUUGGAAUAAAUAUUAUGCAUUGGGAUAUUGCUCAAAUCGAAUUGAUGGUAAUUCUUCACUUGAAGUACAUAUUUUGUGAUUGGAUGUUUGAAGCUCAAGGAAUCAUUAUUGAAGGAGAUAAUUUCAACAUUAUCAAUCUUCUUCAAUCGGCUAUGAAGAAUUGGAAGUACAAGAUCUCUACCGUUGAUCGCUCAAUCAACGAUGGAGAUCCCGUCGUUCUGCGGUUCCAUCCGAAUCGUGGAAUCGAGCCCGGGGUCAUCAUCUCAUCUGGUGCAAUCAGAGCUAUGGAUCUAAACCGUGUGAGACCGGACUGCUUUGAAUCCUCGCUUAUGUGGAUAAGUAGGACUGCGCUCUGCGGUCUUGAUUGCAGCAUGAUUGUGGCAAUCAUUGCUCGGUGGCGCAAUCAUUGCGCCACCAGGAAAUGA